Molecule: messenger RNA, 807 nt
Organism: Fusarium graminearum PH-1
Lineage: Eukaryota; Fungi; Ascomycota; Sordariomycetes; Hypocreales; Nectriaceae
Exons: 2
Coding region: 1-807 (268 amino acids)
Source: RefSeq, a predicted model, not a curated record
AUGCUGCCAAUUCUGUCGUGUUUGGGCCUUGCCCUUACCCUUUUCCCAUGCUUGGCAUAUUGUGAUGCCGAAUUUGUUCGUCCUCCUGAGAUCGAACCAACGCGGGAACACGAUUGGGAUUAUGCGAAUAACGUACGAUAUAUUAUUGGGGAUGAAAUACAGAUAAGCUGGAAAUCUGAUAUCCCGAACACAGAACUCUGGUUGGUUCAGCUUAAGGACACAAGUACUCAAGGGGCAGAAUGGAUGUUGCUGGAUGCCAGUCGUACUGAGUGGGAAGUCGAGUAUAAUGUCGGAGGGUUGUCGAAAAACGAGGAGGACUCCGUCUAUACCUUCGCAUUGUGGAUAAGCAGAUCCGGUGUUCUGGCUCAAUCCCUAUUUUUCAACGUCAGCGCCCCAGAACCCGAAACGACCACGACGAUAUCAAAGGUCCUGUCCAUUACAAGAGCCACAACACAGUCCAUCGCUGAAUCGACUACUCAAAGUGAACCCUCAACAACAGCAAAAACAGCAGCAACAUCAACCACGAUCGCGGAAGAAGAUACAGGCGCAACGCCGAAAUCUGGGCUAUCAAAGGGUGAGACGGCAGGUGCAGCGGUUGGUGGAACGAUUGGAGGUCUAUUGAUUUUUGGUUGCGUCGGAUGGCUCCUAUGGAAACAGAUUUCGAAGAAGAAAAGGGACCAAGGCAUAUAUGAGGUUCCGGCAGAACAGCUACCGGUAUCAGAGCCUAAGGCUGAGCUACCCGGCGAUCAUGGAUCCCAUAUACCUGGCUAUGCAAGAAGCCCUCCCGGAGUUUUUGAAGCACCUUGA